Helianthus annuus (common sunflower) is the source of this 303-nucleotide messenger RNA. Its product is annotated as golgin candidate 5-like. Lineage: Eukaryota; Viridiplantae; Streptophyta; Magnoliopsida; Asterales; Asteraceae. The transcript is spliced from 3 exons. The coding region runs from base 49 to 303 and encodes 84 amino acids. The record is from RefSeq and is a predicted model, not a curated record.
AUCCCUCCCAAAUCACACCACUCCCUCCCCCAAACCCUAGGCUGUCUAAUGCCGCACACCACGCCAGACCACCUCAUCUGCGACGCUGCAUCAUCUCUCCGAACAACCUCUUCAGCGUCGUCGGACCACCAGGCAUCCAUGGAAUCCAUUCGGGACUCUCUUGCUGAGGAGUUGGUUAAAAUGACUGGAGAGUGUGAAAAGUUACGGUCAGAAGUGUCUCAGCUGCCUGGCAUGAAGGCAGAGAUGGAAGCGUUAAGACUUAGACACGCGGCUGCACUCGAUUCAAUGAACGUGUCGGUAUAA